UUGCUUGUCUUUAGAUGAAUCAGACGACGGGUCUCGAGAGAGUGAUUGUAAGAAAUAAUGUAGGCUCUGUGCUCAACAUAGGUUCAUGAGGUUCUCAGUGACCACGAACAAGCUCUGUGCUUCCGUCUCACACAUGCAUUUGGAUUUGAUUUUCGUUAGAUUGUGUAUUAUUGUGAACAGUUUUGGAUUGUGCUUAGGGGGGUUGCUCUUGUAGCCAUCGUUUCACUAAUUGUCGGAUUCAGGUCAACCAAAUACCAAUCUCACAAGAAAGCAGCUAUGGGAUUCCUUUCUCUCUCUUGUUUCUUUUUUUAAUUUCAAGUGUGUCUCUCUCUCUUGUGUCUCCCCAUAUCAGCUGGUGGGUCAGUCUAUGUUUCUUUUGUCAGGAUUCUCUUGCAGCACAUCAAUGAACCUUGAAACUAAGAAUUAAAUGAUGGGAGCCCCCACACAGGAAAUAAAAGCUGCAGACACUAAUGGCUCUGGAAUCCUCCUCCAGAAGGCACUUCCAUUGGACAAGGAAGGUUAGCAAUGAAGAUGAAGACGAUUCCACCUUCAAAUCCUCAGAAAAUUCUGCAGAAGAAAAGGAGGAAAACAACACCACCAAACCCAUUUCUCAGGAGCCACAGGAGCAGCAGCAGCAGCAGGUACGAGCACAAUUGACAAGGAGGAAACUGCAGCAGCUCGCCGUAUCCCGGUUUCGCUCGGUUCUCACCGCUCUCGGCCGCAACCGGAGCCCGCAGCUCGGCCUUCGCUCUCGAGUGGUCGGAACACUGUUUGGUUCUCGCCGUGGGCAUGUACAUUUUGCAUUCCAGAGAGAUCCCAAUUCACAUCCAGCUUUCUUGAUCGAGCUGGCCACACCAAUCAGUGGCCUGGUGAAGGAAAUGGCGUCUGGACUCGUCAGGAUCGCCUUGGAAUGUGACAAAGAGAAAGAGGAGAACAAGAAAGCAGGAGGAAGGCUGCUUGAAGAGCCUGUUUGGAGGACUUUUUGCAAUGGGAAGAAGUGUGGAUUUGCUUCAAGGAGAGAAUGUGGGGCAAAGGAGUGGAAGAUCUUGAAGGCUGUGGAGCCAAUUUCCAUGGGGGCUGGCGUCUUACCGGUGAACGAAGACGCCGAGAGCGGCGGUGGCGGGGGCUGUAGCAAGGAAGGAGAAGGAGGAUCAGAUGGUGAGAUCAUGUACAUGAGAGCAAAGUUUGAGAGAAUUGUAGGCUCAAGGGAUUCUGAAGCUUUCUAUAUGAUGAACCCAGAUAGCAAUGGAGCUCCUGAGCUGAGUAUGUAUUUGUUGAGAGUAUAAAUUUGAGCAAAGCAACCAUGGAAGGAUUGGUCUGAGUUCACUACUACUCAAAUUCCCUUCAUUUCAGCAGCAGCAGCUCAGCUGGAGUCCAACUCCAAGACCAAGUGUCGUUUUUUUUUCCUUCUUCUUUUUGAUGUGCUGUACUGUGUCCUAUCGCCAGUUUAGGGUUUUCUUUCUUUCUUGGGUGUGGGGGGAUACAUUACAAGAUGAUGGAGGGUUGGGGGAUGAAGGUGUAAAUGUAUAGUUUCUGUCUAAUUCAUCAUUAAUUACA
Momordica charantia (bitter melon) is the source of this 1557-nucleotide messenger RNA. RefSeq names its product MIZU-KUSSEI-like protein (Protein of unknown function, DUF617). NCBI's taxonomy places the organism in Eukaryota, Viridiplantae, Streptophyta, Magnoliopsida, Cucurbitales, Cucurbitaceae. The record is from RefSeq and is a predicted model, not a curated record. Gene Ontology annotation, biological process: hydrotropism.